AUGGUCGUUAUACCGAUUACCAUCGCUGUUGGGUUAACGACAAUCAUUGGCACAGCGCUCUUCUGGCUACUCCAAACAGCUUUCUUUCGUAGGAAGUGGUUGCCUGCGAGCGACCUAGGCGCACUGCAAGGAAAUGAAUGGCUGGGUAAACCGUUGCUCUUUCCUACGAAACUGUCUCACUCCCGUAUGUUUCCAGAGCGAUAUAACUAUACUUACAACUAUUUCCUUGUCGGUGUUCCCAUCGGCCUUCGCGGCCGAGUGGGCUCUGUUCUAUCGAUCGACAUGGCGCAACCAGCACCAGAUGAUGCCAACAAACCAACUCAGUCUACUAAAUGCUGGUUCAAGAUAGACCAGAGGUACUACUUGGAGCCUGGAAACCACCCACAAGGGUUAGAGGGAAAGUUACAUCGCUAUCUACGGUCUCGGGGUGAAGACCCCGAGCGAUGGCCAUACGCCUACAUGAUCAGCAUUCCAAAAUUCCUGUGGUUUACUCGCAAUGCGGUGUCCUGGUGGUUGCUCUAUUCUCCCACGCGAGAACUGGACGCCAUGGUGAUGGAAGUUAAUAAUUCAUUCGGCGAGCGUAAAACUAUCUUCAUGAGGCUGGAAGGCGGAAGCGCCACGAAUGAGGCGCAUAAGAUCACCACGAUCAAUAACACAGAGGGACCGCCGAAUGCGAACUUCACUCCCUCAAUCUCUAAGUAUAAAAUGUACAAGGGCAACUGGGAUAAGGACUUUUUUCUCUCCCCUUUUGAAAAAGUUGAAGGAUACUUUACAACGACGUGCAGCGACCCUUGUAAUCCACACUCGGGGACAAAAGGCCCUCUGCAUACCAACACCACAUUGUAUGCCCCCGAUGGCCGUCCGAAAAUCAUCAGUCGUGUGUAUUCCUGGGGCAACCCCUUGGAUCCGCUGUCUGCAUCGCCGUGGAGUUUGAUUCGUUUCAUUUGCGGCUGGGGCUAUAUAGGUGCUCUUUCCAAGCAGCGGAUUAUAUACGAGGCACUCCGAGUUCGAUUGCGGGGGAACCUCGCGUAUCUCAGGAAACCUGAAGUGAAGAAGACUAAUAUUCCACGGGAGGAAACGAGUAUUGAGCGGUCCCUGGAGUCGUUCUUUCGUCUCUUUCUCGCCCACGCUGUGGCUCGAUAUCCAUCCCCUCUGACCGUCCUAUACCACCCGUCAAAGUCGCAUUGGCUAGUGUCCGAGACAUUCCAUUCGCGCGGAGUUAGUCGUGAAUUACCAGAGCCGGGUGACACACCAACAGUCACAGUGCGCGUUCAGGGUCCAAGCUUCUACACCAGUAUCAUGCAGUACGAAGAUGCCAGUGUAGGCAUUGAUACCGAGCUCAGUCAUUUCCCAGUACCAGCUGAGCAGCACUCGCAGCGUCUAUGGGCCUCUAAUCCUACUCAGCUUCAAGAGAUAGCUGCCUCCACGAAGCUGGGGUACACUGCCACCACCAACGCAAGGCUAGACUGGAAGACUCGAGUUCGACAGGUUUUGAUACGAUGGCUACGGAAGACCCCCAAACCCACAUUUAUGGAUACUUUUGUUUACGGUCACCUCCAACCCUCUCAACAGAGGGGGUACCAAGUUGCGCUUCUCCGGCAUCUUCUGGCGGAACGGUUCGCACUUGGGUCCCAUGGAUUGCUGCGCUUAUACGAACAUAUGGCGUCGAUAGCGGUGGCAUGGGUGGUGCUCGUCCUACCGAUUAUCGCUACAGGGGGUUUCUCCUUGGAGAAAACACAGAUUGCUGCGAAUGCGGGUGUGAUUGUCUUUGCGGGGUGGGCCCACCUGCGGAACUCUCUGUAG
Messenger RNA from Aspergillus campestris IBT 28561, 1803 nucleotides. RefSeq lists its product as uncharacterized. The transcript has 3 exons. NCBI's taxonomy places the organism in Eukaryota, Fungi, Ascomycota, Eurotiomycetes, Eurotiales, Aspergillaceae. The coding region runs from base 1 to 1803 and encodes 600 amino acids. The record is from RefSeq and is a predicted model, not a curated record.